AUGCCCCCACCAGACUCUCGCAGCGGCACAACCUCAACCCCUUCCCCUCCAAGAGAACUCAUCGAGCGAGAGCGAGAGCGAUGGGGACAUGGGACCGCGCGAGCCGUCGAGCGCGGGAUGGACAACCGAAGUCGCAAGGGUGGAGGCAGGGGAGGCAGCGCGACAAAGAAAUCAGGUGCUAGGAGGCCUAGGGCGAAGGCGGACAGGGGCCGUGGUCCCAUGGUAUUGUGCUGGAGGAUGUACAAUGUCGAGCUCGGUGUCAAGGUGGACCCUGGGAAGGAUUUCUGCGGGGUUUCGGCUGAGCUCUUGGCGGUGGUCGCUGGCAGGCUAGGGAUCAAGGACGAAGGGAUGUUGGCCGACACCGACGUGGUGGUGGCACGCAAGUCGUUCGACGCCAGGACGAAGAAGGAUGCAGAGCCGCGCUUCUCCUACACCUUGGAUGUCCGGCUGUCUCCGAAAACGGCGAGAAAACUGCGGCUGAGGACGAAGCAGGGCGAUGUGAUGGAGGGAGCGGGGGCGCCGCCGGUGGCGACGGGGGGGGGUGGGGGGGGGCCUUCGGUUGUGGUUGUCGGGGCCGGGCCUGCUGGUUUGUUCGCCGCGCUGGAGCUGGUGGAGGUCGGCAUGAAGCCCAUCAUCGUAGAGCGUGGCAUGCCGGUUGAAAGAAGGGGCCGGGAGAUAGGGGCGUUGUUCCAUAGGCGCAUCUUAAACCCAGACAGCAACUUGUGCUACGGAGAGGGCGGCGCUGGGACGUGGAGUGACGGCAAGCUCACCACCAGGAUUGGCAGGAACAGCGAGAACGUCAGGAAGGUGCUGGAGACACUGGUGGCUCACGGCGCGCCCGAGCGUAUCCUUGUGGACGGCAAGCCUCACCUUGGCACCGAUAGGCUGGUCCGAAUCCUUCGGGACAUGCGAGCCUUCCUUAUCGAGAGAGGGGCCACGUUCCGCUUCGACACCAAGGUUGAGGCUUUGCUCACCAGAGGCGGCGGCGACAGGGGGGCAAUUAGCGGUCUCAAGCUCGCGGACGGGAGUGAGAUUCUUGCCGACAGGGUUAUCCUGGCCGUUGGCCACAGCGCGAGGCCCCUGUACGAGAGGCUGCUAGACUCCGGAGUGAGCCUUGAAGCCAAGGGCAUCGCGGUCGGGUUCCGAAUCGAGCACCCACAGGAGAUGAUCAACGAGCUGAGAUACGGAGCCGAGAUCGCUUCGAUGGUCGACAGGGGCAAGGGAAAAGUGCCCGUGGCUGACUACAGAUUAACCCAGUCGCUCGGAGCUGACAAGUCUGAUGAGGCUAGACAAGGGUCGGCGAAACGAGGGUACCAGGACCGAAGCUGUUACAGCUUCUGCAUGUGCCCGGGGGGGCAGGUAGUGCCGACGAGCGUCGACCCCAAGGAGGUGUGCGUGAACGGCAUGAGCUUCUCCAAGCGUGAGUCUAAGUGGGCAAACGCCGCCCUCGUCGUAUCCCUCAGCCCGAAAGACGUGGCCGAUGACGUUUUCGCACUGGAGGGGGCCGAAGCUGGGAAUGGUCCUCUCAGGGGGGUGAGGUGGCAGUCGGCGAUGGAGAGAAGAGCAGCGGAGAUGGGCGGCGGAAAUCUCGUUGUUCCGGUUCAGCGCGUAACGGACUUCAUGGCGGGUUCUUCUGGGCGGGACGCCGAUUUGCCAUCCUCCAGCUACCGGUUGGGGGUUCGAGCGGGGCCUCUGCACGAGCUUUACCCGUCGUACGUGACGGAGGGUCUCCGAGAAGCCUUGGAGGCUUUCGAGAGACGCAUGCCAGGCUUCGUGUGCGACGAGGCGUUGCUUCACGGAGUUGAGACUCGGACGAGCUCUCCUGUGCAGGUGGAGCGGAAUGCUGAUACGCUGGAGUGUCCGUCGAUGGAAGGCUUGUUCCCCACGGGAGAAGGCGCGGGAUACGCUGGUGGAAUCGUGAGCGCUGCCGUUGACGGCAUCCGUGUGGGACAGUCUGUGGCGAUGCAAGUCUUGUCAGCUGCGAUGUCAGCAAGAAAUUCAGAGGUCUAA
Molecule: messenger RNA, 2010 nt
Organism: Ectocarpus siliculosus
Lineage: Eukaryota; Phaeophyceae; Ectocarpales; Ectocarpaceae
Source: the annotation of a GenBank genome assembly